GGGGGGCUCUUGGAAGAAAAGGAAAGUUAAAAAUAGGACGGUCUGUGGUCAGCGGCUCAGCCCCGAGCCGUGAGAGAAACGAUUUCCUGUGCAAAAGGAGAAAUGAAAGGAACAAUAAAAGUGUUUUUGAAUAAAGGCGCUGCGAGCCUGCUGGGAAGGGGGAUUCUCUGUCCCGCUCCGGCUCGGCUGCGGCUGCGAUCCGGUGCCGAAGCCGCUGCCAGACGAGUGUUCGCCACACCCCAAAGCCGGCUGGUCCCAGCAGCGCAGCUUUCUGCUCUCCGGGGCACGGAGGCACCGGGGCACCGAGGCACCGAGGCACCGAGGCACCGAGGCACGGAGGCACCGGGGCACCGAGGCACGGAGGCACUGGGGCACGGAGGCACCGAGGCACCGGGGCACGGAGACACCGGGGCACCGAGGCACCGAGGCACCGGGGCACCGAGGCACCGGGGCACCGAGGCAGCUGCAGGAAGCGGAGAAGCCGCGGGGAAGCGGCCGCGCCCCGGGGCCAUGGCCCAGCCCGGCCCCGCGGGGCAGCUCCGAGCCGAGGCCUCCUGCUCGCUGUGCCUCGGCCUCUUCCAGGAGCCCGUGUCCAUCCACUGCGGCCACAACUUCUGCCGGGGCUGCAUCGAGCGCUGCUGGCAGAGCUGCCGGGACUCCUUCACCUGCCCGCGCUGCCGGGAGACGGCCCCGGAGCGCAGCCUGAGACCCAACCGGGAGCUGGCCACGAUCAUCCGCAUCGCGCAGCGCCUCAGCCUCAGGGGGCGGCCCGGGGCAGGGGAGCGGCUCUGCCAGAAGCACGGCGAGGCUCUGAAACUCUUCUGCGAGGAGGAGCAGAGCCCCCUGUGCCGCGUGUGCCGCGAGUCCCGGGAUCACCGGCUCCACGCCGCCGUCCCCAUCGAGGAAGCGGCGCAGGAGCACAAGGAGAAGCUCCAGGCUCACGCGCAGAUCCUCAAGGACAGGAGAGAAAAGAUGCUGGGGCUGAAAGCGGCAGAGGAAGAAAAAAGCCUGGACUUGCUCGAGCGGGUGGACGGGGAGCGACAGAGGGUCCGGGCCCAGGUCAAGGAGUUGCACCAGCUCCUGGAGGAGCAGGAGCGGCUCCUCCUGGGCCGGCUGGCAAAGCUGGACCGGGAGAUCGUGCGGAGGCAGGAGGAGAACAUCAGCAGACUCUCAGAGCAGAUCUCCUCUGUGGGCCAGCAGAUCCAGGAACUGGAGGACAAGUGCCAGCAGCCGCCCUGGGAACUCCUUCAGGACAGCAGAGACAUCCUCAGCAGGCUGGAGAAGCAGAGUGCCCCGGAGCCAGUGGAGACUUCACCAGAACUGGCAGAGGAACCCACAGGGUUACUGCAGAAAAAUGUCACCCUCAAAGAGAUGCUGAAAAAGUUCCAAGUCAGCCUGACGCUGGAUCCGGACACAGCCCAUCCCCGGCUUGCCCUGUCCGAGGAUGGGAAGUGUGUCUGGUGGGAAGACACCCGAAGGGCCGUCCCCGACCACCCCAAACGCUUCGACUCCUCGCGCUGCGUCCUGGGCCGGGAGGGACUCGGCUCUGGCCGGCACUACUGGGAGGUGCAGGUGGGCAACGGGGCCGCCUGGGCCGUCGGUGUGGCCAAGGAAUCCGUGCGCAGGAAGGGCCGGAUCAGCGUCAAGCCCGAGGUGGGGAUCUGGGCCGUGGGGCAGUGUGGGAGCCAGUGCCAGGCUCUCACAUCCCCCACCGUCCCCAUCUCCCUGCCCGAAGCCCCUGACGUGGUCGGGGUCUACCUGGACUAUGAGGCCGGGCAAGUGGCAUUCUUUGAUUCCCAGAGGGAGAUCCUGAUGUUCACAUACCCUCCGAUGUCCUUUGGUGGGGAGCAGGUCCUGCCCCUGCUCUGCCUGGGCAGGGGGUGCCAGUUCACGCUGUCCCCGUGAUCCCCCCCUGUGGUGGGUCCCUCACCUGGGGGGGUUUCGGGGCGGAAACUUCCCCUUUCUCCAUCAUUUCUGCCAGUGAGAAGCCACAGCUGGUUCAGAGAAAUGUUGAUUUGAGGGCUGGGAGAGACUUUCUGUGCCAGGGCUGUGAUGAGGGGGAGGAUGAGAGGGGAAAAGGAUGGAAAAUAAAGGGAAAUUGGACAAAGAAUGGGAAUAAUUGGUGUGAUCAGAACAAUCUGCUGGCACCUGAGCCAUUUCCUGGGACCUGGACAUCCGGAAGCCUGGAUAUCUUGUGUCCAUCAGCGUCAUCUGCUGGAUCCACCAGAGGCUGGAGCUUGGACUCCUGGGGUCUGUCAGGGUCAGAUCCUGGGGCCCAUUGGGGUCAGAUCUUGGGGGUCCCAUCAGGGUCAGAUCCUGAGGUCCAUUGGGAUCAUGUCCUGGAGUCUAUGGGGGUCAUGUUCUGGGAUAUAUCUGGGUCAGGAUCACAUUGUGGGACGCAUCGGGAUCAAGUCCUGGAAGCACUUGGAUCACACCCCGAAAUUCGGGGUCAGACCCUGGGUGCACUCGAGCUCAUCCCUUUCCAGCACAGCCGCCCAGCGAACCCUGCGCGUGACUCCCUGGUGGUCUAGUGGUUAGGAUUCGGCGCUCUCACCGCCGCGGCCCGGGUUCGAUUCCCGGUCAGGGAAUGACCUUUUCUCACUAAAGCAAUUUUUUUUUUUUAAAUCUCUUCAUGUUUAAACAUCUCCUAACCCCUUCAAACAC
Molecule: messenger RNA, 2664 nt
Organism: Poecile atricapillus (Black-capped chickadee)
Lineage: Eukaryota; Metazoa; Chordata; Aves; Passeriformes; Paridae
Product: E3 ubiquitin-protein ligase TRIM39-like
Exons: 7
Coding region: 103-1905 (600 amino acids)
Molecular function (GO): zinc ion binding; protein binding
Source: RefSeq, a predicted model, not a curated record